AUAACCUCAAAAUAAGCGUUCACUUCAGUGUGAUGUGACUGCGUGCGUGCUUACAAAUAUUAAACAAAUUAAUAAUAUAUUUAAGUUUAAUUGCAUUAUGCAAAAAUAAAAUGAAUUAAUAUUUAUUCUGAUAAUGGAAAAAGAAACUAAGCAUUGUCAAGGAAAAGAUGUUUUCGAACGAAUGAAUUAUUUGUAUCAGGCGAGUCAAAAUAUUGUAAAUAAAAACUUACCACUGGCUUCACAAUAUGGCUCCUUGGUGGUUGGCUGUGCAAAGAAAGCAGUACUGCGAAUGGAACCAGCUGUAAAAAGGACAAUUUGUAAACGUUGUCAAUCUCCGCUUAUUCCUGGCAAAACAGCACGUGUUCGUUUAAUAUCAAAACCCACAAAAGCAAUAAAGUGGACUUGUUUGGCUUGUGGAAAUAAUAGAAAAAUUCCAUCAAAAAAAGGAUAUAAACUUUGGUGGGAUCAGCCGGAAGCUGUGAAAUGUGUUUUUGAUUACGCUCCAAAAAAAUCUCAAAACGAAUCUAUUUCUGCAAAAGAAAUCAAAAAAGAAACCAAUACAACAUUAAAGGAAAAAGAAGCAAAUGAUACACUUCAGAAAAAAUAGAAAUUAGAAAUUAUUUUCUUCUAUUAAAUUUUAUCGUUCAAAACUCUAAAAAAAAAAAUAAUGUCUACAA
This is a messenger RNA of Leptopilina boulardi, 677 nucleotides long. RefSeq lists its product as uncharacterized. The record is from RefSeq and is a predicted model, not a curated record. The transcript has 4 exons. Lineage: Eukaryota; Metazoa; Arthropoda; Insecta; Hymenoptera; Figitidae. Bases 134 to 607 code for a protein of 157 amino acids. Gene Ontology annotation, cellular component: nucleolar ribonuclease P complex. Gene Ontology annotation, biological process: tRNA 5'-leader removal.